CCCAGGCCGCUCAGGGCGUGUUGCUGUCUGCUCUCCUUGUCAGGCGGGGGCCAGCCAAAACAGUCGUCUUUUCAACUUUCGGCAGACUAAUGUUUAAUCUAUAGUAAAUAUGGAUUUCGACGCUUUAUUUAACGAAAAGACAUUUCAGUUCUCGGACUUCCAGGAGUUCACGUUUCUUCCUGGACACCAGCGGUUGACUGAACGAGUGAGAAAGCGACUGUAUUAUGGCCUGGACAAAGACGUUUCUUUAGAUGCCCUCUCUUGCCCUGUUACAGAUAUUGCCGUCGAAAUCUUCCAGAAGUCUGCCCCAAGCCCAAUACGAAAGCUUCACAAGAAAUAUGCUGCUCACGUUGCCAGGGAGGCUUGCAUCUCUCCGUGUGCCAUGAUGCUGGCUCUCGUUUACAUAGAAAGGCUCCGACAUAGAAACCCUGAAUACCUACAAAAGAUCUCCUCCUCUGACCUCUUCCUGAUCUCCAUGAUGGUUGCCAGCAAGUACCUGUAUGACGAAGGAGAGGAAGAAGAGGUUUUCAACGAUGAGUGGGGAGCAGCCGGGAAGUUGGAUGUCAAAACUGUGAAUAACCUGGAGAUGAACUUCUUGAACGCCAUUGAGUGGAGCCUCUUCACAGAGCCAAAUGACUUUUUUGAUAUACUAAGUCAACUAGAAACCAGCAUUGCAGAGCGGCAGGGGAUGAAACGCGGCUGGUUCAGCUACACUGACCUCUGUGUGCUACUGGAGCAAUCAGCGUGGAAUCAAGCCCUCACCGCCAUCUACCAGCACUUUACCAAGGUAACCUGUAUGCUCGGCCUGGUCUACCUGACCAGUGUGGCUGGCCUUAUUGCAACCAGCGCUGUGCUGCACCAGCUCAGUCUCUCCAGAAGCGGCCAGCCCCUGCUCACACCUCCAGCCGAGAUCAGCCCGGACCUUCAGACCUCCACCCUAAACGCAGAAGCUCCUUCUGCAGCCCAGCCUGUCCCCUGUUGUGUUCUGGCCAACAAGAGUCUGAACCGUCAGACCACUGCACUUGAAAUCAACCAGGACCAUGGACAAAACCCCCCAUCGGCCUCCUCACAGAGAUCUGUGUUGUGUCUCUGGGGCUCCCUCCUCGCCUCCAUGGGCCACAUACACCCUGAAACUGAUUCUGAUGUGGAAGCUCCCCAAACCUGGUCUCCUGUCUCCUUCAUCUGUCCUGGCUGUCUUGCGUCUCUCCCUCCUCUUCAGUGCGGGCUAAAGAACAACUCAACACUCUUCACUCACGGUCCCCUUGAUAACCAUCAACGGCACGCACCAUGGCUGGCCUCCAGCUUCUUUGGAGGGGCCGAACCAAGUCUGAACUCUCGCCUGGGGGUGUUUCCCCCUGUACAGCUGGGACCCUGCCACCCAGAGGCCAUGUUACCUGUGGACAAAGCUCAAGCUCUGCUCAUGCCCGGCUAGUGACUCGUAUACAGUCACCUGUGGUUAUGGACUCUGGAAAUAAAACCAGCAUUAGCUUCAUGACUCAUCAUCUGCUUCAAGUCAUGUUUUUGUUUACUUUUCCAGGGUAUAGGUGAGAGUAAUUAGGCACAGACAGUUUGAGAGUUUGAAAUCCACUUACAACGCAGCACUGCAGAAUACAUUUGCCAUAAGUAAAAUGCCAUAGUGUUCAGUUAAUGCUCUGCAACUUGUUUUAAAUGCAGAUAGUAUCAUAAGGAAUUUGAAGAUAGUUUGAUAUGUUUUCUUGGCUGCAACCAAAAUGUUUUGCUCCUAUGUUUAUCAAGUCCAGACCUGUCCGAUUGGGGUGUAGGGCCUUUGUGAUGAGUGUGUUUUGAGUUAUUAUAUUACAGCUAUAAUAUGGAAGCGGUUUGCUACUUGGCACGUUGACGAAAGUGUGUGGAGGUUUCACAGCAUAUCUAAAAAUGAGGGUUUGACAGUAUGUUUUGUUUAUGGCGGGGAUCUGUGAGAAGAAGGGACUAAACCAGUUUACUUUGUCUACGUCAUUUUGGCUCAACCAUAUUUGCUUAGUGUCACCAUGUAUUUUUCAUUAAUGCAUAAGGAGCUUUACAUCAGACAGCGGUCAUAUACAUUCAGCAAGCACUGAUUUUGUACACCUUGUAGUUUUUGUUACUGUUACAGUCUCCUGUCCUCUAGAACAUCUUUACCUUUUUAUUGAGGACAAACACAAUGCAAACACAGUCUCCAUACCUCAGUGUAACUUCUUAUUCUGGUCGGUUAUAGCUGAAAAACGCAACCUCACUUUCUUUAUAUCACCAAUAUUCACCUUAUUUUAUGUGGCAACACAUAACCUUAAAGCCACUUACGUAACAGUUUAAUGUUGAGCCAAAUUUAAGAGAUUUAUCCCCGUUCUCUAAAGGGAAGGAGGUCUAUAUAAAAACAAUGGGUUUCUGGCAUUUAAUGCAAUUUCUCAUUGGUUUCCUGUUGGUGUUUUGAAGUGAACAUUUUGAAUAUAACAUGUUACAGACUUAGAGCGGUGUUACUUUGUUGAUGCUGUCUGGAAUUUGCACAUCUGGCUCCGUUUUCACUGCAACAGGACCUUUCACUCCAUUAUUACAUUACAGCAACACAAGAGGAAAUGUAAAAAGACAAAAGGAUCCUUUUUAUGUACAAAGUUAUACAGGAUGGUCCCCAGGACUUUUACUUUGUAAUUUGACACAUUGCUCUGAGCAUCUGAGUUUGAUACAGCACGAAGUCCUUUACUUUUGUACAUGGUGUAAAAUGCAAAUAUUGUACAAAUCUGUAGAAAAAAACAAGAAAUAAUAAAGGAUGCAUUUCUUUGA
Messenger RNA from Centropristis striata (black sea bass), 2772 nucleotides. It is a transcript of the gene cnppd1, whose product is annotated as cyclin Pas1/PHO80 domain containing 1. Gene Ontology annotation, biological process: regulation of cyclin-dependent protein serine/threonine kinase activity. Lineage: Eukaryota; Metazoa; Chordata; Actinopteri; Perciformes; Serranidae. Gene Ontology annotation, molecular function: protein kinase binding; cyclin-dependent protein serine/threonine kinase regulator activity. Gene Ontology annotation, cellular component: cyclin-dependent protein kinase holoenzyme complex; nucleus. The transcript has 8 exons. The record is from RefSeq and is a predicted model, not a curated record. The coding region runs from base 110 to 1432 and encodes 440 amino acids.